This is a messenger RNA of Betta splendens (Siamese fighting fish), 2782 nucleotides long. RefSeq names its product N-acyl-aromatic-L-amino acid amidohydrolase (carboxylate-forming) B-like. The record is from RefSeq and is a predicted model, not a curated record. Gene Ontology annotation, molecular function: hydrolase activity, acting on ester bonds; aminoacylase activity. The coding region runs from base 1358 to 2272 and encodes 304 amino acids. The transcript has 6 exons. Lineage: Eukaryota; Metazoa; Chordata; Actinopteri; Anabantiformes; Osphronemidae.
UUUUCCUCUUGUAAUAUAACAGAUUUGUAUUUGACGUUGGCUCUAAUGGACGCGUCCAUGUUUUACUUAGCGUCUAAACCUGCAUUUGCUCUAAUGCAAGAUGAAAAACAGAUGAGGCACUCAAGCAGCGGUUUAUCACUUGCUCCCACUGUAAAAUGCUGACUCUGCAUCGUAACAGCAGCCUGCAGUAAAAGGUCUAUUGCACUUUUGUCAAUGCAAAGUAUUCGGGUUUACUUGAAACCAAGUACUACACAAACCUCUGGUGCAGCGUCCCCAUAAAACAGUGUGAGUGCGGUUUAAGGGUGUUUGUGGAGCGGACAGUGACUGAGUCGGAUGCAGCCCAUGUCUGAUGUCCUGUGGUUUCCAGUGUUGACCUUGGGAUGAUAUUCACAGCUACAAUGUUUUGCCUGAAGCCAGACAGCUGCGUAAACCUGAGACGGACGCAAACACUAGUUUGUGCGAUCUGAGCCCCUUUUUUGUGGCUUCCCGUGAAACGCAGAAUCGAUUCUUUUCGUGAUCUUUCCACUUUAGGCCUUUAGAUUUCCUGUUUGAGGCUCUGCACUGCAGUAACUGAAGACGAACGCAUAAGGCAUGAGAAGAACGUGUUUGUGAGCCUUCGGGGGCUGAAGAGAAACACCUUUAACCUUUAGCCUCUCAGACUUUGAACUGGUUUUGUCAGAAACCAGAGAGAAAGUAAAGUGAAAAUAACUGCGUGCCUCCAAAAGAAAAGGCAGGAAAAUUAACCAACGAAUCAUCAGAAUCAACCAAAACAGUAGAGACAGCUUGUUUUGAAGGUAUUACUUCUAUGUAUAUUUACAUUUGAAUCAAUGUUUAUCUUUUAGUCAAUUAUUUCCCCUUUAGCAAAAUUCAACAAUUAUUAAUAUUAGGAAUUGUACAGAUAUGAGAUUAUUCAUUUGUAAACUUCUUCAAUAUAUAACACCCUGGUGUUUAUUUAAUCACUGUGGCUUUAAUAGAUGUCAAGUCUCACCCAGUCUUCCACUAAACUGACAAUAAACUGAUCAGUUGAUUUAAUCAAAUGGUUUUAAAACAGCUAAUGAGGCGAUCUGGUCAGUUUUAACAGCCUCUAAAUUUGGCUUAACAUCUGUUGUUCAGGCAUGAGUUAAUCACUAGGAGCUCAUUCAAUGGUCUAAGAAUAAUUUAGUGACUUAUUACAUUUAAUGACUCACUGCCUCAGUUGUCCAGCACAAGGUGUACUCUCCUGAUCAGGUCUCAGUCAACCCGUCUCCUCAUUCACACACAUUCACACGCGAAGCAGGUUUCGUCAGCUGAGGUUUAAAGUUGCCUUCCAGCUCAGAAGUAAAGAGUUUCUAACGCAACCUCCGCCUCUGCCGUGAAGAUGGAGCACGUGUUUCUCCCACCUCUGUCCCGCGUCGCUGUUUGCGGCGGCACCCACGGAAACGAGAUGUCCGGAGUUUACAUGGUGAGGGAAAUGCAGAGGCAGAAGCUGGAAGCUGUAACCACGGUCCUGUCGAACCCAAGAGCUGUGGACGCCUGCAGGAGAUACAUAGACACGGACCUGAACCGCUGCUUCCCCGAUGAGUUGCUGAACGCUCCAAUCACAGACUCCAGCCCCUAUGAGCUGAGACGCGCCCAUGAGCUGAACGCUCAGCUCGGACCCAAAGGGAGCGACGCCGCCAUGGAUCUGGUGGUGGAUCUGCACAACACCACAGCCAACAUGGGCCUGUGCUUCAUUUUCUACUCCAAAGACUGGCUCACCCUGCACAUUUACAAAUACAUACAGAGCAAAAUGGCCUCUGUGCCUCUGAGAGUAAUCCAGCUGGACAUUCCUAUUUCUGAGGCCUAUUCAUUGGAGUCAGUUGGCAAACAUGGCUUUGCCAUUGAAGUUGGUCCUCAACCCACCGGUGUGCUCAGAGCUGACAUCUAUAAUAUGAUGAAAGAGGCGCUGGAUCUCACAAUAGAAUGGCUUCAGAAAUUCAAUUCUGGCAGCACUUUUGAGGGGGGUGAAGUAGAAGCGUAUGUCCGGCUUGAAAGCGUGGACUACCCUAGGGACCCCAAGACCGGUGAAAUCACCGCUGCCAUACACCCACAGCUGCAGGAUAAUGACUUCAAGCUUCUCCGGCGAGGCGACCCCAUAUUUCAGUCAUUUUCUGGGGAGACGCUGAAGCACAAGGGGGAGGAACUCUACCCGUUCUUUGUCAACGAAUGUGCUUACUAUGAGAAGAAGGUUGCUUUCCUGUUAGCUCGAAAGGUCACGCUGACCUUCCCGUCCAUAAGUUUGAAGCGAGACUGAGAAGAGUUAAGGUUAUGAGAACGAGACCAAACCUACGCUGCUAUAAUUUCACUUUAUAAUUAAAGACACGGUGCAUUAAUAAAUUAACCAUCUCAAUGAUUCUGAAACUAGCACAUAAUCCGUCCUGUCCAACAGUUUGCCACGCUGCAUGUUGUAUUGUGCUGGACAAUUUUGCUUUUUCAGGAAGACCAUCAUCUCAGGCCCUGAAUGUGUAUUUCUCAGAUAAUUACAUACCAAUAAUCUAAUGUAAGACUUUGAUACAACACAAGUCCAGUAAUCAUCCAAUAAUCAUCUGGCUUUUGCAGACUGGCUGAUUUCAAUAAUCCUUUUAAUAAAUUCUAAGGGUAUUGAUGUUGAUGACACUGUGACACUAAUGCAAAAAUACUUUAACUAAAUAAACAAAAACAUGGACCAUUUGAACUGCUGAUCUAUUUAAGAAUGUAAUGUUUUAAAAAUGUGUGUGUAAUGUCUUAUUUCAAAACAUAAUACACAUUAGCUUGACAAAAUGUA